Molecule: messenger RNA, 2301 nt
Organism: Capronia epimyces CBS 606.96
Lineage: Eukaryota; Fungi; Ascomycota; Eurotiomycetes; Chaetothyriales; Herpotrichiellaceae
Exons: 1
Coding region: 1-2301 (766 amino acids)
Cellular component (GO): cytosol
Molecular function (GO): FMN binding; NADPH-hemoprotein reductase activity; flavin adenine dinucleotide binding
Source: RefSeq, a predicted model, not a curated record
AUGGUCUCGUCUUCUGCAUUUGCCCUGCCCAAUCUCGAGAUCUCUCAAGUGCACCAGCUCUUUGCAAUAGCAUCAUUAGACGACCUCUUUCUUCUCGCCGUCCUCCUACUUGGGGGCGCUGCGUAUCUCAGCAACGGCGUCCUCUGGAACAAACCUGACCCGUACCACUACAAAUGGUUCGAACGGCCUCAAGCCGCAGCCGUCGGCUUGCUGGCGGCAAACACACAAACCCGCGACAUCGCCCUGAGGCUCGAAGAGACUGGCAAGCAAGCCGUCAUAUUUUGGGGCUCACAAUCCGGAACGGCCGAAGGGUUUGCGCACCGCCUGGCCCAUGAUCUCCACCGUCGACUUCAGCUGGAGGCUCUCGUGGCUGACGUAUCCGACUACGACGAAGAUACCAUCGCCAAGAUCCCAGCAUCCAACCCGGCUAUUUUCAUCAUGGCCACGUAUGGAGAGGGUGACCCCAGUGACAACUCGGGGCAUUUUGUCCAAUGGCUCAAAUCCAAUCCCGAAGACGUCUCAUUUGGAACCUUGAAGUUUGCAGCGUUCGGCUGUGGAAACAGCAACUACAAGUAUUACAACGCCGUGGUCGACGCGGUCGUUGCGUCGCUCCAGAGUCUCGGCGCGGCCUUGUUUAUGCCAGUGGGAAAAGCGGACGAAGCGAGAGCCACAACCGAGGAGGAUUUCCUGGAAUGGAAGACCGCCCUUUUUGCGCAGCUUUGUGCGCAGUUUGGACUGUCCGAACGUGAGCCUGAGUAUGAGCCGUCCAUCUCAGUAGUGUUUGAUGACUCCAUCGACAUCAGCGGUGUGUAUGUUGGUGAGCCGUUGGCUCCGAGAGGGAAGAAAUUGUCGCUCAAGACCCCCUCGACACCGACCGUCCUCAUGCCCGUGGUUGCGUCUCGGGAGCUGACCACCCAUGGGUCGGCGCAGUCGCAGGGGCAAAGGCGAAGUUGCCUGCACUUGGAACUCGACUUCGCUGAUCUGCCGGAGAUCAAGUAUAAGACGGGCGACCACUUGGCCGUGCAGCCCGUCAAUCCCAGCAGGGAAGUGAUGCUUCUGUUGAAUGUUCUGGCUCUCUCAGACCAGGCCGAUACUCCUAUCAUGAUCCAGACCAUGGAUUCCACGGCCGACCAGACCAGGCUUCCUUCCCCUACGACCCUGCGCGCUCUGUUCCAGCACUACCUGGAGAUCUGUGGCCCUGUGUCACGAGAGACCGUUCUGUCCCUGGCGAGGUUUGCCCCAACAGACACGGCUAAGUCGUAUCUGGUCAACAUUGCCUCCGAGAAAGCCUCGUACGCCGAAUUCAUUGCCAGAUACCAUGUCACGCUGUCCCGUCUUCUGCAGCACGUCACCGCCGCCGUCGACCCGUCUGUGGACUGGAAAGCACUUCCCUUGUCCUUCGUAAUUGAGAGUCUUCGGCCCAUGAUGCCUCGCUACUAUUCGAUUUCCAGCUCUUCCAUCAUCUCCCCCCGUCGCGCAGCCAUCACCGUUGCUAACAACCCAUCCAUCCUGGCACACGACAGUCAGACAACGAUCCCUGGUCUGGCGAGCACAUACUUGUCUUCCUUUGUGGCGCCACAGGAUGUCCCAGCACAUGAUGUACAGAUCAUCGCAGCUGGUGAUGUGGGAGAUGCGAUGGAAGCCAAAGAUCUGGUCGCGUACCCUCCCAUCAUUUCCUCGUCCUCCAAUUCCACCUCCCGAACGGCCUUGUACGCCAGCAUCCGCCGAUCGACAUUCAAGCUACCUGCAUCGCCAGCGACACCGCUGAUCCUGGUCGCUGCGGGCACGGGGAUUGCUCCAUUCCGCGGGUUCUUGCACGAACGGGCUCGCCUGGCCUCGAUCCAACUUAGCCAAGGGAGACCAAUCGGCCGGAUUCUGCUGUUCUUCGGCUGCCGCCACCCCGACUUGGACCUGUUGUACAAGGACGAACUGGUGGACUUGCAGCAGAACUCGGCGCUCAAGGAGCAUUUGGAGGUGGUGUUUGCCUUUUCACGGUAUGAUGGCGACAAAAGUGCCGUGGACUCAGACACGUCCUUCCCAGCGAGAGAACAGAACCCGAAGACAAAGCGCAUCUACGUGCAAGACAAAAUCACCCAGCGCAGCGCCGACGUGGUAAAACUCCUCCUCGAUGAGGAUGCGGCCUUGUACAUCUGCGGCUCUGCGAGUAUGGCGCGCGAGGUCGGCGUCCAGGUCGGGGAGGCCUUGAGACGGGAAAAGGGCACAGACAUGGACGACACUGCGCUGAGGCGUUGGCGAGAGGACAGGAAGCGUGUCAAGAGAUGGCAGGAGGAUGUGUGGUGA